CACUCCUCACCAGGGUUUAACAGGGUGCUUGAUGCAAUAUCGACGUAAACAAAAACAAAUAUUUGAUAUUUAGUCCUUUAAAUGAUUUAGUUUAAUAACAAUAGGAGAAUGGCAAAGCUGAAGAGAUGUCGAACUUGCCUGGGCAGAUCAGAUGGAAUGGUUAACAUAUUCGAAUAUGAUCCUAACUAUUUGGAUGUGAAUAUUGCGGAAAUGAUAUCCCACUGCAUACGAUGUCCAGUUUCUAGGGGGGAUUCCCUGCCCGAAACCAUAUGUAAGCCCUGCCUAGAGGAGGCCAAAAGUGCUUUUGAUACCAUACGAAAGUUCGAAAGGAGUCACCAGUUUCUAAAGGGGAAUUCGCUGGAGGAGCAUGUCUCCAAAGUGUUGGAUAAACCGGGAACCACACGGUUAUAUUGCCAGGAUAAGAGGCAGGAAGCUGGAGGAGAUUGGCCGGAAGAAGGGUCACCAAAGGUGAUUAAAGAAGCGACAAUAGAAGGACCUUCAAAAGUGAAGAUUGAAGAUACUAUGAUAGAUCAUCCAUGGAUCAAAGAGGCUUCAACAGAUGAGCUAUUCCCAUACCCAGCUGAGAUAGCACACAACAUGGUAGAAGUUUCUCAAGAAGGGUCUUUAAAACAAGACCAAUUCCAGUACCAACUGAAAGUAGAGGACAGCGAUGAGGAGUUCCUAGAGGAGUUCCUAGAAGAGACAUCAGUUGAUAUACCCCACUUUCAAGUCAAGAACGAGCCAGUUGAAGAGGAUCCUUCGGAAGAGGAAGACUACGGAAUGGAUUACCAAGUUAAGAGCGAGCAUAUGGAGGAGUAUGUCCCGGAGGACACUGAGACAGGCCAGGAGGAUACCAGCAGAGAGGAAGUCACCCGCAAGUACACAUGUCCGCAGUGCCCAAAACAAUUUGGUCGCAUGUCCGCCCUCAAGGACCACAUCGUCGUGCACACCGAGGAGAAGCCCUACGAGUGUGUAAGCUGCUCAAAGAGAUUCAAGUCGGCCAGGUAUCUCAAGGAGCAUCACAGCAUCCACACGGGCGAAAGGCCAUUCAAGUGUACCCACUGCUCGAACAGCUAUCGGAAGAAGACCUGCCUGCAGCGGCACAUUCAAACGUACAUGGGCGUCCGGCCCUUCAAGUGCACCCACUGCCCGAAGACCUUUGCCAAGGACUACGAUCUGCAGUCGCACAUCCGGAACUAUUCGGGCAAGAAGCCCUACCAGUGCACUGUGUGCUCGAAAACCUUUGCCACCAAGUCCGUGCUCAAUGUGCACGCUCGCAUCCACAGCGGGGAAAAACCCUUUAAGUGUCCCCAAUGCGCGCGGGAUUUCCUUUGGAAAUCGAGUCUUCUGAGUCACAUGCUAAGACACUCCGACGAAAAACCCUUCACCUGUUCCUUGUGCUCGGUUUCGUAUAAGGAGAAAAGAUCUCUGCAGCGGCAUAUGCGCAUCCACAAGAAAAAGUAGAUAUAAGAACUGAUCUCAUACAUUCCAUAAAAAUAUGGAAAACAAUAUGAUAAGCUGACCUGAUCGAAAAAAUAAGUGUACCACAUAAAUGUUAUUUCAUGACUGAAAAAAUAAAUUGCUUUAAUGUU
Molecule: messenger RNA, 1592 nt
Organism: Drosophila suzukii
Lineage: Eukaryota; Metazoa; Arthropoda; Insecta; Diptera; Drosophilidae
Product: zinc finger protein Paris-like
Cellular component (GO): nucleus
Molecular function (GO): zinc ion binding
Source: RefSeq, a predicted model, not a curated record